Lecanosticta acicola is the source of this 1578-nucleotide messenger RNA. The record is from the annotation of a GenBank genome assembly. NCBI's taxonomy places the organism in Eukaryota, Fungi, Ascomycota, Dothideomycetes, Mycosphaerellales, Mycosphaerellaceae.
AUGCUCCUAACCUCCAUGGGCAGAGGCCCCAAAGUGGCCCUCUUGGCGGCCGUCACACUCACUUUCCUCCUCAUCCUCCACAUCAUCUCGCCAUCCGCUUGGCGUCCCACCUGGCGCCUGCCAACCACUACUGCACAGACUGGAGACGGCACAUCCUCUCCGCCGCCUGCCGCAGCACUGCAGCAACACGACCACACGUCCGGCAAAUUCAAUCCACAGCAAGCUUCACAACAAGCUUGGUCGCAUUACGAUCCUAAUGAUUCUACCGCGGAUUCCUCGUCGCCAAGGCCCAAAGGCUCACACGCGAACAAGCCGAAGCCCAAACCGAAGCCCGACUUAGCGCCAUGUCAGAAGCUCGAGGGUGGCGAGGAUGUCCUCGUGGUGAUGCGUACUGGCGCCACCGAAAUCAAAGACAAGCUACCCGUACAUUUCAACACGACAUUCAAAUGCUACCCCAAUUAUAUCAUCUUCUCCGACUACGAGGAAGACUUCCAUGGUCACCAGGUCCACGACGUCCUCAAAUAUAUCCCCGAUGAGAUCAAGACGACCAACGUCGAUUUCCAACAUUACAUGCAUGUCCAGGAAGUCGGACGUCAAGGCCUCGACAAAGCCGAGCUUUCCGGUCAAGUCAGCGAGGAGAGUGGGCCGGUGGGCAAGCUUGACAAUGCUGGCUGGAACCUCGACAAGUGGAAGUUCUUGCCCAUGGCAAACGAGACCUUGGCUCGCCAUCCCGACAAGAACUGGUUCGUUUUCGUCGAGCCCGACAGCUAUCUCGUUUGGUCCAGCUUUCUGCAAUGGAUUCCGAAGCUGGAUCCCUCCAAACCACUCUACGUGGGCAGUGAGGUCAUGAUAGGAGGAGAUAUCUUUGCCCAUGGAGGCUCGGUCUUUCUCCUGUCAAAGCCAGCCAUGGAGAAGUUGGCCAAAGUCUACAAUCACCAAACGGCUGAGCUGCAUGAAUACACCGCUGGUCACUGGGCCGGUGACUGUGUUCUCGGAAAGACGUUGCAUGACGCGGGCGUCGAUCUUACCUGGGGUUUUCCAAUGUUCCAAGGUGGCAACCCAUCCAUCUCCAUGGAUUGGGACGAUGGGAAAGGGCCCAGAAAGCUUUGGUGUACACCCGCCAUGUCCUACCACCACUUCAUCCCCUCCGAGAUUGACGAAUUCUGGCACUUCGAGCAGCGCUGGAUCGAGGAACAGAAGAGAAAUUCGCAUGUGAAAAGCCGAGCAGCAUUUUCGCUUUGGCCCAAGGAUAUGAGUGGCGUGCUACACCAUCGGGAUACAUUCAAGCAGUUCGUAUUACCGAAAAUCUCAUCGGAGCUUAAGAAUUGGGACAAUACGCCGGACUGGAUACACCCGGAUACCAUGGGGAUGAAGAUGAAGGAUUGCCGAGAAUUGUGCAGAGCCAACAGCACCUGUCAAGCGUACUCCACGAGUGAGCUCGGAUGCUCGAUCGGACCGAAGCCGUACACAGGUAGGAAGAAGAAAGGUGUCUCCUCUGGCUGGUUGAUGGAACGCAUAGAAGCGUGGCAGGGGACGAUCGAUCGUUGCAGCGGACAGGAUCGGUGGGUGACUGAUUGA